This is a messenger RNA of Hibiscus syriacus, 1578 nucleotides long. Its product is annotated as cytokinin dehydrogenase 3-like. The coding region runs from base 1 to 1578 and encodes 525 amino acids. The record is from RefSeq and is a predicted model, not a curated record. Lineage: Eukaryota; Viridiplantae; Streptophyta; Magnoliopsida; Malvales; Malvaceae. Gene Ontology annotation, molecular function: FAD binding; cytokinin dehydrogenase activity. The transcript is spliced from 5 exons. Gene Ontology annotation, biological process: cytokinin metabolic process.
AUGGUUGCUGCUUUUCCAUCAUAUUUCACAGUCAUAAUGCUUCUAAGCCGUUUGAUGGCUUUCAUAGGAAUACCAAAGAACGAUGAUGUUCUUUCAUCGAAUCUCGAAGACCUUGAUAUUGGAUCAAAACUCUCCCGUGGUCCGUCCGCCAUUGCAUCCUCCUCUCAAGAUUUUGGACUCAUUGUGAAAUCCGUUCCCCAGGCGGUUCUCUUCCCUUCCUCGCCGCAAGACAUCGCUUCUCUCCUCAAAUCCAACUACAAUAGUUCGGCUCCCUUCACCGUAGCCGCCAGAGGGAAUUCCCACUCCGUCCGCGGCCAAGCCAUGGCGAAGAACGGCGUCGUCGUUGACAUGACGUGGUUGAACAAGAAUCCAAACAAAAUCGGAAUCCGUAUUUCCAACGACGGGAAGUACGCGGACGUCGGCGGCCAACAGCUUUGGAUCGAUGUGUUGAACGUGACGCUGAGGAGUGGAUUGUCGCCUGUUUCUUGGACCGAUUAUUUGUAUCUAACCGUUGGCGGAACGCUGUCCAAUGCUGGAAUCAGUGGGCAAACGUUUCGUUAUGGUCCUCAGAUCAGCAACGUUUAUGAAAUGGACGUUAUAACAGGGAAAGGUGAUUUUGUGACUUGCUCUCCAAACAACAACUCCGAUCUCUUUUUUGCUGUUCUUGGAGGUUUAGGCCAGUUCGGAAUAAUAACAAGAGCAAGAAUCCCACUUGAAACAGCACCAAAACGGGUUAAGUGGAUACGGAUGUUUUACAGUGAUUUCACAGCUUUUAGUAGAGACCAAGAGCUCUUGAUCUCCAAAAACGAAAGGGCAGACAAGAACGCACUGAAUUAUGUAGAAGGCUCGCUUCUGUUGAAUCAAGGCUCUUUAGAAAACUUCAGAUCCACCUUUUUCCCACCCCAAGAUCAACCCAAAAUAAUCGCCUUGAUAACCAAAUACGGCAUCGUUUACAGUCUCGAAAUCGUCAAGUAUUAUUACGAUGAUCAAACCAAUGCCACUGUGGACAAGGAUCUGCAGCAGCAGCUUCAAGGCUUGACGUACCUGCCUGGAUUUCUGUUCGAAAAAGGUGUCUCAUACGUAGAGUUCUUGAAUAGGGUACGAAGUGAAGAGCUGAAGCUGAGAUCAAAAGGAUUAUGGGACGUUCCACAUCCAUGGUUGAAUCUUUUUAUACCCAAAUCUCGGAUGACAGACUUCAACCAUGGUGUUUUUAAAGGCAUUGUCCUUCAAAGAAAGAUUACCAUUGGCCCUCUCCUUGUUUACCCCAUGAACAGAAAUAAGUGGGAUGAUAGGAUGUCAGCUUCUAUACCAGAUGAAGAAAUUUUCUAUACAGUAGGGUUUUUGCUUGCAAGUGGGUUCGAUAAUUGGCAAGCUUUUGAUGAUCAAAACAAGGCAGUUUUGCGAUUUUGUGAAAAGGCUGGUAUUGAGGUUAAGCAGUAUCUUCCUCAUUAUACAACUAAAGAAGAUUGGAUUACUCAUUUUGGCUCGAAAUGGAAUGCUUUUCAGCAGAGAAAACAGCAGUUUGAUCCAAAAUUUUUGUUAUCUCCUGGACAAAGUAUUUUCAAUAGCAAUAGCUAG